Molecule: messenger RNA, 1614 nt
Organism: Arthroderma uncinatum
Lineage: Eukaryota; Fungi; Ascomycota; Eurotiomycetes; Onygenales; Arthrodermataceae
Product: NADH-ubiquinone oxidoreductase 51 kDa subunit
Exons: 3
Coding region: 1-1614 (537 amino acids)
Molecular function (GO): NAD binding; FMN binding; 4 iron, 4 sulfur cluster binding
Source: RefSeq, a predicted model, not a curated record
AUGAUCUCCAGAGCUGCCGUGGCUCCCACAGCCCACUCCCUCCCUUACAUCUCGUCUCGCGCCCUGUCCUCCGCCUCCGCCGCAGCUCUCCCUCGCUUGACAACUGCACAGCAAUCCGCCGCCAAACAGGCGCCAUCCCCGGCGCAGAAGCAGCAGCAGCCUCAGCAAUUAGCACAGCAGCAGACGCAGACGCAGCGGAGAGGCUUUGCUACCGUCCAGGAUGCCGCUGCCACGCCUCCACCAAGAGUUCACGGUGGAUUGAAGGACCAGGACCGGAUAUUUCAGAAUUUGUAUGGACGACAUCCCCCCGAUCUGAAGCACGCGAUGAAAUGCGGCGACUGGCACAAGACGAAAGAGAUCAUUCUCAAGGGCCACGAUUGGAUUAUUUCUGAGAUCAAAACAUCUGGUCUUAGAGGCCGAGGUGGUGCUGGAUUUCCUUCUGGCUUGAAAUGGUCGUUUAUGAACUUCAAGGACUGGGACAAGGAUACCAAGCCUAGAUACCUCGUCGUGAACGCUGAUGAGGGUGAACCCGGAACAUGCAAGGACCGUGAGAUCAUGCGCAAGGACCCUCACAAGCUCAUCGAGGGAUGUCUCGUUUCCGGACGCGCCAUGAAUGCCACAGCAGCCUACAUCUACAUUCGAGGUGAAUUUUACGAGGAGGCCACGGUUCUACAACAGGCCAUCAACGAAGCCUAUGCAGCUGGUCUAAUCGGGAAGAAUGCUUGCGGGUCUGGCUAUGACUUCGAUGUUUACAUCCACCGUGGAAUGGGCGCAUACAUCUGUGGAGAAGAAACUGCGUUGAUUGAGUCAAUUGAAGGCAAAGCAGGCAAGCCCCGUCUAAAGCCUCCAUUCCCUGCUGCCGUCGGUCUUUUCGGUUGCCCUAGCACCGUCACCAAUGUCGAAACUGUCGCCGUGGCCCCCACAAUCUGCCGUCGUGGUGGUAAAUGGUUUGCUGGUUUCGGACGUGAAAGAAACCAGGGAACCAAAUUAUAUUGUAUCUCAGGACACGUCAACAACCCAUGUACCGUCGAGGAGGAAAUGUCUAUCCCUCUCCGUGAGCUGAUUGACCGUCACUGUGGUGGUGUACGUGGCGGAUGGGAUAACCUCCUUGCCGUCAUUCCAGGUGGUUCCUCCACCCCCGUCCUCCCUAAGCACGUUUGUGACGACCAAAUAAUGGACUUCGAUGCCCUCAAGGACUCACAAUCAGGUCUUGGAACCGCCGCCGUCAUCGUUAUGGACAAAUCCACCGACAUUGUUCGUGCAAUUUCCCGACUAUCAGCUUUCUACCGCCACGAAAGUUGCGGUCAAUGUACCCCGUGCCGUGAAGGAAGCAAAUGGACCCUGCAAAUGAUGGAACGAUUCGAACGUGGCCAGGCUCGCGAACGUGAAAUCGAUAUGCUUCAGGAACUAACCAAGCAAGUCGAGGGCCACACCAUUUGUGCUUUGGGUGAGGCUUUUGCCUGGCCCAUCCAGGGAUUGAUCCGUCACUUCAGACCAGAGCUCGAGGCAAGGAUACGUCAGAAUGCGGAGGCAAACGGAGGCAAGGAGGUCUUUGCUGGUGGCUGGGCUCCAAACACCCGCCUAGAAGGUAAAUUGAUCGCUCCCGGACAGUAG